Molecule: messenger RNA, 2766 nt
Organism: Dendrobium catenatum
Lineage: Eukaryota; Viridiplantae; Streptophyta; Magnoliopsida; Asparagales; Orchidaceae
Product: receptor like protein 29-like
Exons: 1
Coding region: 1258-2661 (467 amino acids)
Molecular function (GO): protein binding
Source: RefSeq, a predicted model, not a curated record
AUUAUUAAAAAUUUUAGUCCUUUAACUUCUCUAAAUAAAAGUGUCAAUUAAUUUAUUUGUAUAUUAGAAAGUGGGGCUCCAACACUUUUUUUUAAUAUAUUAUUUUAGUAGUUGUGAAAAAUGCUUUGUUGCCAAAUUAACAGCACACAACUCAUCUUGAUAUGUUGGUUGGAAGUUUAGGUUAUCAACUAAGAGGUCUUGGAUUCGAGUCUUAUGUAUGUGAUGUGUGCAUGAGUCUGCCUUAAUUGACUUAAAUGUUCCAUAAUAAUAAUAAUAAUAGCCAAAAGAAGAUUUGAUUUGCUGGCAGUUACAUACACAUUCUAGGAAUUUGGGAUGUGUGUGUGGGCUCUACAUGUAACAACAAUAAUAACAUCAAUAUCAAGCCUUUUAUCCCAUUAUGUUGAGUGAAUUUUUUUUUCAAUGUGUCAUAUUAAGAGUCAAAUUCUUAUUUAAAUCUAACAAAAAAUAUCAUUUCUAAUAUUUUUUUACCAAAUCUUCUUAAGUCUACUUCUACUUUUCUUUACAUUGGUCAAAUUUGGUACAUCUACUCUCCUAAUAGGGUCAGCAAAAUGCUGAUUUUUUUGUGUUCAAACCAUCUAAGACGACUCUCUCUCUACACAUGCAUGGAGUGUAAAUGUUAGUAAGGUUUGGUGGGGUUGAUUAUUAAUAACCUGCGCAUCUGAUGUACUCUGCAAUCCCUUUUGUUUAUAAUAAUAUUUAUUUCUAUUAUUCAAUCAUUUGUAUCAAUGUCAUAAAAUUAUUUAUUAAAUAAUUAUAAUUCUUACAAACAAUUAUGUCUUGGGUCCAACAGUGCGAAUACUACGGGCCAUGUUUUAGAUAAUUAGAUAUGGAAAUUUAGGUGUCACAUAUGUAAAUAUUAAAAAAUUAUGUGAUGUGCAUGUAAAUGCCCCAAAUAAGUUAGUGUAAAGUAAUAACUCAGCGAUAUAUUCGAGUUUUAUGUAAGCCAUGUUAAGUUUGGGAUAUAUUAACAUAGGUACAGGAAUCUUUGCCGUCUACUGGCUCCCCUUUCAAACGUCUUUCCAAACUCUGACCCUACCUAUUUUACCAAAGAACCCUCUCAAGCUCAACAAUACCCCAUCUCCAUUAUUUCCAUCACAUCAACACUCUCUCUCCCACUUUAAUCUGUAGAUCAAAAAAGACCCGCUAGAAUAUUUCGUUCCCUAACUCACAAACACUGAAAUUCUCCCCUUCUCCUCCUUUCUUCUAUCUCCAAGAACUUCCUCACUCUCCUCAAUAAUGCUGUUACUCCUAUCUCCUUCCUUUCCCAAACUGAUAAUCCUUCAUCUUCUUCUCUUUUCCCUCAACUUCAUCUCUUCCAUAUCUGCUAUUACCAUGGAUAAUUUUGAAAAAGAAGCUCUCCUCUCCAUCAUGGAUUCCAUGUCCCCUGAUAGACACUGGAGAUCCUACAGCAAUGAAGAUCCUUGCAAUCCAAGCUCCUCAUGGCCUGGCUUAGAGUGUAAACCUGGUUUAGACAACCAUUUCCAUGUAACUAAACUUGUCUUUGGAACUCAUCCCAAUCCAACUUGCAGGAGCUCUGCUACUUUCCCUUCUCAAAUCUUUACUCUUCCAUUUCUUCAAUCUAUUCAUUUCCUCAACUGCUUCAAGACCAAGAAGACAACACUCUUCUUACCUCACUCAAACUUCUCUUCUCUUCAGCAGCUUAGUCUUAGAGCAAACCCAGCUCUCAUUGGGCCUAUCCCACCUCAUAUCUUCUCUCUUGAAUCACUUCAAAUCCUCACUCUUUCACAAAACAAUCUCCAAGGUGAGAUCCCAGAGGCAAUCUCUGCUUUGAGCUCUUUGAUUCAUCUUGACCUUAGUUAUAACGCAUUAACGGGCAAAAUCCCAGUCCAAAUGGGGAAACUGAGCAGCCUUGUAGACCUUGAUCUUAGCUAUAACUCUCUUAUUGGACCAAUCCCAACAUCUAUUGGUGAAAUGGUAAUGCUCCAAAAACUGGACUUGAGUUCUAAUUCACUCACUGGAAGCAUUCCGCUGAGUUUUAAGAAUCUAAAGCUAUUAAUUUUCCUUGCUUUAAGUGACAAUAGACUGAGCGGAUAUCCUAGGCCUCCCAAUGGCCUUACCAAUCUUCAGAGCCUUCAAUACUUGUUCAUGGAUGGCAAUCCGAUGUUCGUUCCAUUGCCGCCGGAGCUUGGAAGGUUGCGAAGGCUGCAGGAGCUCAAGCUGGCGAACUCCGGAUACUCGGGGCGAAUUCCUGGGAGCUUCACCUGGCUGAAGAACUUGACUGCUUUGUCACUGGAGAACAAUCAUCUCAGUGGUGAGAUACCUUCUGGGCUGGGUGGACUUAGUAGGAUAUAUCACUUGAAUCUUAGCAGGAAUUUGCUUGAUGGAGUGGUUCCUUUCAAUGCUGAAUUCCUUAGUCGGCUUGGGAGGAACUUGGAUUUGAGUGGGAAUUCUGGACUUUGUUUUAAUGGUAGUUCUAAUGUUUUCAGAGAGAGUUUUGAUGGAGUUGGUGUUUGUGAAAGUAGACCUUCUUCUUCUUCUUCUACUUCUAAUGUUUUUCAGCCAUUGGAGAGCUCCUCUGUGGCUUCUCCAUCUUCUAGGUAUCAUUCCACUCAGAUCUUGCAUUGGGUGUUAGGUUUCCUGAGUUUCAGUGCCAUAUACCUUUGUAUUUGCCUUAUUUAGGUAGGCCACUGCCAUCGGUUUUCUAUUGAUUUCUUCUUUGUUGCUUCAGUCUCUGACUUUCUUGUUCAUCUUGCUAUAACCAAAUAAUAAUUAUGUUUUUGAUCA